Molecule: messenger RNA, 504 nt
Organism: Caenorhabditis sp. 36 PRJEB53466
Lineage: Eukaryota; Metazoa; Nematoda; Chromadorea; Rhabditida; Rhabditidae
Source: the annotation of a GenBank genome assembly
AUGCGUUGUCUUGCUCCGAUUCUUGUCCUUUUUCUACUUGUCCCACUGGUCAAUGCACAAUACGGAGGAAUCUAUCCGGGAAUGUACGGCGGAUACGGAGGAUACGGUACGUACGGAGGACUCGGAACCUUAGGUGGACUCGGUGGAUAUGGAGGCCUCGGAACUCUCGGAGGCCUCGGCACUCUCGGUCAGUAUGGCGGACUCGGAGGUCUCGGCAUGUACAGUCCGUACUCGAAUUAUUGGUGCAAGUGAGUUUGUUAUUCGCACGGCGGCCUAAAAAACUGAAACACCGUAUCACCAUUUACACUUUUCGGUUCAAAAUUUGCUUUUUUUUGUCGAUAAGACGCGUAAAAAUUCACCUGCCGCUGAAACAAGGAACAGAAACGGCGGCUACAGUUUAAAGGCGCAUAGCUGCGCGCCGAAAAGUUUCGCCGCCACUCAAUUCUCUUGAAACAAAACACAUUUUUCAGCAACUACGGAUUGUACGGAAAAAAGAAGCGAUAA